Pseudophryne corroboree (corroboree frog) is the source of this 2653-nucleotide messenger RNA. Its product is annotated as putative nuclease HARBI1. The transcript has 9 exons. Bases 718 to 1497 code for a protein of 259 amino acids. Lineage: Eukaryota; Metazoa; Chordata; Amphibia; Anura; Myobatrachidae. The record is from RefSeq and is a predicted model, not a curated record.
CCUCGUCUUAUCAGCACUGUUUAGAUGCCACAAGAAAGCAGUCUCAAUCAACAAAAUAUGUUGAUUUACUGCCGUCCAGGCCAAAGGGGAGUGUUUUUUUGGGUGACGUAACCCUAUUAUAUUUUGUUCUUUUUGGGUGUUAUAUAACACAAAGAGUUCUUUUCUUUAUUUUGGAUCAGGAGUGUUUUUUUGGGUGACGUAACCCUAUUAUAUUUUGUUCUUUUUGGGUGUUAUAUAACACAAAGAGUUCUUUUCUUUAUUUUGGAUCAGGUAAGUUCCCUGGGCCUGUGUUGGUGGCUGUUUGUUUUAUUGGUCUGUAUGUUGUUUUUGACUGUCAUAUUUGCUCUCUUGUAGGAGUGUUUUUUUGGGUGACGUAACCCUAUUAUAUUUUGUUCUUUUUGGGUGUUAUAUAACACAAAGAGUUCUUUUCUUUAUUUUGGAUCAGGAGUGUUUUUUUGGGUGACGUAACCCUAUUAUAUUUUGUUCUUUUUGGGUGUUAUAUAACACAAAGAGUUCUUUUCUUUAUUUUGGAUCAGGUAAGUUCCCUGGGCCUGUGUUGGUGGCUGUUUGUUUUAUUGGUCUGUAUGUUGUUUUUGACUGUCAUAUUUGCUCUCUUGUAGGAGUGUUUUUUUGGGUGACGUAACCCUAUUAUAUUUUGUUCUUUUUGGGUGUUAUAUAACACAAAGAGUUCUUUUCUUUAUUUUGGAUCAGUGUGUGAUGUCUAUAUUUAUCGCAGCAGAAGCCCUACCUCCCCAACCCACGCCAGCACUCCCACCCCAACCGCCAGCCCCACAACCACAACCGGCUCCUCAUCAACCAAGGCAACGGAGGCGUGCUAGGCCACCAAUUUUUCGAGCCCGUGUCCUACUUUUUGGGAUGCCAGAUGAUGUGGUUGUACGUAGAUACAGGCUGCCACCACAUCUAAUCCUAGACACUCUCUCCAUAAUAGAGAGUGAUCUGGAGUCUGAAAUUCGGUAUCCUACAGCAAUACCACCAUUGACACAAUUCCUUGCUGUGUUACAUUUUUUGGCAACAGGGUCUUACCAGCAUGUGGUGGGAGACCUGGUUGGCAUGUCGCAGGGCCAGUUCAGUAAGGUCCUGCGGCGUGUCUGCCAGGCUUUCCUCAAGCGUGUGAAGCAAUUUAUUGCUAUGCCUUUGGAUGUUGGUGCCCUAGAUGUGGUGAAGCGGCAAUUUGCGGAAGGUGGUAGUCGCUUCCCACAUGUUAUUGGGGUUGUGGAUGGCACACAUGUAGCUCUUCAGCCACCAAAACAUAAUGAAGAAAUUUAUAGAAACAGGAAACUGUUUCAUUCUCUGAAUGUAAUGGUUGUUUGUGGGCCAUCCCUCCAGAUCCUUUCCCUGAACGCCAAGUUUACUGGAAGUUCCCAUGAUGCGUAUGUCAUUAGACAAUCAGGGAUAUGGCACAGAUUAAGAUCAAGUCAACGAGCAGACAUGUGGUUAUUGGGAGACCGUGGAUAUGCUUGCACCCCUGGCUCAUGACUCCUUACCGUAAUCCCAGGCCAGGACCACAGACGGCAUUUAACUCCGCGCUUACUGCCACUAGGCAGCUGGUGGAGCGCACAAUUGGGGUCCUUAAAGGGCGGUUUCGUGUGCUCCACCGCACUGGUGGCGACAUCAUGUAUUCGCCGGAGAUGGCAAGUAAAAUAGUGGUCCUGUGCGCUAUACUCCACAAUAUCGCGGUAAGGAGUAGCGUAGAGCUUCCUCAGACAGAGGAAUUGCCUGAUGAGGAGCCAGGGGUUGUCCGACACUUCGGUGGGAGGAGUGUUACAAGGAGGGGGAGCCAAGUCAGGGCAAGCAUUGUUGCUGAAUUUUUCAGCUGAAAGACCACACAAACUGAGCAAUCAUUCUAGGACGACCACAACGGCAAGCACCACAUGAUGCACCAGCUCAGCACCCUUCCCCUUCUCACUCCCCCUCCACUUCCCAGUCCCCCUCCCCUUCUCACUCCCCCUCCCCUUCUCACUCCCCCUCCCCUUCUCACUCCCCCUCAGCUUCCCAAUCCCCCUCAGCUUCCCAAUCCACCUCAGCUUCCCAAUCACCCUCAGCUUCCCAGGCCCCCUCAGCUUCCCAGGACCACUCCACUUUCCACUCCCCUUCUCAGCCAACCUCUCCUUCUCUUUGUGUGACCCCUUCUCCUCCUUCCCAUACCCCUUCUCCUUCUACUUCCAACUCACCUUCUCAGCCCCCCUCACCCUCUAUUGGCCUAACAUUUUCACCGCCCCCCUCGCCCUCUCAAUCAGACCCACCCUCUGAAAUUACAUCCCCAAUCCAACCUCCUUCCUCCAUCCAGCCUCCUUCCCCCAUCAAGCCUCCUUCCCCCAUCCAGCCUCCUUCCCCCAUCCAGCCUCCUUCCCCAAUCCCUCCUCCUUCCCCCAUCCAGCCGCCUUCCCCACCGAGUGAAUGGGCAGAGGAAGCCCCUGAAGCCAGUUCAGGGAGUCUUCAUGUUGCCGAGGAAAAUGUUGCAGUUGGAGUUCCUCCAAGUUUGGGAGCCAUUCUUUCCACCAUGCGCCAACACCUGCAAGGAUUGAUACAUUGUGUUGAUCAAUUGGAAAAAUUUUAUUGAUUUUGUUUAUUUUAUAAAAAAAAAAAAAGAUUUAUUUAUCUUUAAAAAAUUAAAAAAGUUGAUUAAAGUUAA